UAUAUCACCAUCUUUUUUCCUUUGUUACGAAUUUAUGUAUUUUUAAUGCAUAGUGUAGUAUACGUUUUAUACACUAACCUUCAGCAAUGCAGUACAGCAUGAACUUCAUAACAUAAGUAAAGGAGAAAUAAUGGCAAUGUUAUACUUUAUUACAAACAUAAUGCGUGUAAUAGAUAUAUCAGUGGCCAUAAGAAGCUUAUAGAUAUAUCGUGGCUGAUACCGCCUACAUUUACGUCCUGGAAACCUGUUUUUGUCCUGAAAUCAUAAUUCAUUAAUGUUGAUGCUGUUACAAUCAUAAUUUUUGUUCAUUACUUCCUAUUUUUAAUUUAUUGUUGAUGUGGAAUAAAAGUUGAAUUUUAUAUUUUUUUUCUAGUUUAUCAGAUUAUCCGAAAGAAAACAGUAUAUCCAAGAAGAUGUUGAUUAUGUUCGUUUUGGUAUGUUUCUGGUAUCAAGAAGCAAUAGGACAUGUGGUUUUUACCUCCCAGGACCCUGAACCGUUACAGAAGACGCCAUAUGACAGUCAAUUCGACACUUAUUACGAUGGUUGGGCAUAUUUUGAUCAAAGUUAUUAUUACGACGAUAUACCGGAAACCACAAAGGUUUAUGCAGUUAAUACAAAAUCUGGCCGGACAAACUUCAAUCACCAAGGAAUAAAGAACAAACCUAAUUCUUAUGACUUACACGGAUAUCAACGCAUAGAUACGUCUGAAAGGGUGAAGGUUGACUACACUAGGAAAGUGGGUACAAAUUAUAAUGGAAUUAAAAAAUCAAGGGCAUUCGAUGAAGUCCAUAGAAGAAAUAAUGGUUUAGAUGGUCACAAUAGGCUUAUAGGAAUAUAUUCAUCCGGCGGUUCUCAAACGAAAUCCGAACGUGGAUAUCACAAUAGAGAUACUAUUUUAAGAAAUGAAAACGUUGGUUACAGGGCUGAUUAUUCCUCUGGUGUAAAUUAUAUUACACAUGAUCGAUCGACAGGAAAGGUCAAGGAAAUUAAAGAUUAUGUUACAGCGAACUCUGGAAAAACCGGUAGGCCUAUCAUAAUACCAUACUCUCAGUUGAUUGCAACUAUAGUUCCAAUUGGAUCACCAUCUACAACGCAGUCGCCAUUUCUAGACGACGUCACGAAAUCACGAGCGAAUAAAACGCCUCGACAAGGAAGUUUUCAGGAAUCGGUAUCAACAACGCCAAUCAUUCAAAAUACAGGCGAUUCCCAAGGAAGGUCAUCCAGUCAGAGGGUUGGCAUACGAAAGACAUCGGAAGGCGUCAGUUAUGUCCGGGGUCUGAUGUUGUCAGUGCUUCGCCGGACACAGAACACUUAACGAAACAAGGAGAAGCAUGACUACACAAUGUUGAGAAUCCGUCCUUUCUAUAAUUUAUUCCUAGUUUCAGCAUCUAUGGUGCGAAAUAUACAUUUAUUACGUUUGUGCCAAAAGUAAUGAUUGCAAAUUUAUAUGCAGUUUCAUGACUUGUUGUAGCGAAACGUAAAGUUGUUAUCUAUCAUUGUAUGUAUAUCCAUUAGUCCCAACAAGUGAAGGCGUAUUUUGCUCUGAUCCAAUGACGUAGUCAAUAUGUUUUCCAGUUAUAAGAAGAUGACAAUUGUAUACAUGUGCAUUACCUAAGACAUAGUUUUGAAACCCAUUUCUUCUCAAAAGGAAGACAGAGAAAAGAAUGCCACCUUACUACCCAAGUAUAAAUAUAUUGAUAUAAUUAUCAUUUGUAAUGUAGAAGCAAACUUUUACCAUUCCAUUUGUUCUGUUACACGCGUUUGUCUAUAGGAUCAUGAUUACAGAGUGCUGCUAAAAUAUCCGUUAUGGUGGCAUCGUCUAAUGACGAUACCAAACUAUCUGUUUUAGUGGCAUCGUUUAUUGACGAUACCAAAAUAUCCAUGUUAGUGGAAUCUUCUAGUGACGAUACCAAACUAUUUGUUUUAGUGGAAUCGUUAAGUGACGAUACCAAAAUAUCCGUAUAGUGGCACCGUCUAGUGACGAUACCAAAAUAUCCAUGUUAGUGGAAUCUUCUAGUGACGAUACCAAACUAUCUGUUUUAGUGGAAUCGUUUAAUGACGAUACCAAAUAUCCGAUAUAGUGGCAUCAUCUAGUGACGAUAAAGGUUUAGUAUUCAUUCGAGAUAAAGUAGUACCGAGAUGCCUUCUCAUAGUACCAGUACUUUACUGCUGUCGUUCUUGUAAACUUUGUCACCAGCAGAACUAUUUUAUCAACUGUGAUGUAUAAUUAGCAUGUUAAGUUGAUAUAACGAUAGAUUGUAGAAUAUUGUUUUUAUUUGCUAAGUCUUCCUCUUUGUUGUUCAUUAUUUAUUUAUAUUUUGCACACAUCCGUUAUAGUACAUAUUAGUUCAUAUUUAUAUAAUGCUACAUUGUCGAUCUAUACCUUUUGUAUAUGUGUAUGUAUUUGAAAUGUGUGUGGUGUAUAUAAUCCGAUUGCCUCCCUUUACCCGUUGUUAUACCAUACGUAUACUUAAGCAAUGAUCGAUAUGGCAGCAAGAUGUAUGGUGGGCAAAUGGCAUGGGAACCCGUUAGGGUUUCCAUGCUACAUUUGCCCACCAUACAUCUUGCUGCCAUAUCGAUUAU
Pecten maximus is the source of this 2584-nucleotide messenger RNA. RefSeq lists its product as uncharacterized. NCBI's taxonomy places the organism in Eukaryota, Metazoa, Mollusca, Bivalvia, Pectinida, Pectinidae. Bases 414 to 1316 code for a protein of 300 amino acids. The record is from RefSeq and is a predicted model, not a curated record. The transcript has 2 exons.